AGUUUUGUCAUGCUUAGGCAGCAUGCUAUCUCAGCAUGACAGGCCAAUGCGUGAUUGGCUUGCCCUUCUACCACCAACUUUGGCUGUAGGAGGUAUAUCCUACUAUUCUUAUCAAACAUACAAAAAAGCGCAGUGCGCUGGCAAUGGUCAAGUGAACACAAGUAUAAGGAAGGAUAUUAAUAAAGUUGUGGAUUUCAUUGACAUUGAGGAUAUAACAGAAAAGGCGGUACUUUGCAGGUGUUGGAAAAGCAAAAACUGGCCCUAUUGUGAUGGCGCUCACGGUCCACACAACAAAGCCACCGGUGAUAACACCGGCCCAGUAGUCGUCCGGCAUAAGGAAAACAAGUAGACAGAUGAGCUCACCAGUCUACUCUACCAAUAGUACAUACCAACAGGUGAUAACAAAUGUGAUUAUUAUUAAUUCUAAAAUCGUUAAACGUUAAUUGCUUUUAAAUGUCUACAUCACGAAAGCUUGUCUUGAAUACAGUAAUGU
Molecule: messenger RNA, 493 nt
Organism: Ostrinia furnacalis (Asian corn borer)
Lineage: Eukaryota; Metazoa; Arthropoda; Insecta; Lepidoptera; Crambidae
Gene: Cisd2
Product: CDGSH iron sulfur domain 2
Exons: 3
Coding region: 23-349 (108 amino acids)
Biological process (GO): regulation of autophagy
Cellular component (GO): mitochondrial outer membrane; intracellular membrane-bounded organelle
Molecular function (GO): 2 iron, 2 sulfur cluster binding
Source: RefSeq, a predicted model, not a curated record